Messenger RNA from Lepus europaeus (European hare), 2012 nucleotides. It is a transcript of the gene GOT1, whose product is annotated as glutamic-oxaloacetic transaminase 1. Gene Ontology annotation, molecular function: L-aspartate:2-oxoglutarate transaminase activity; pyridoxal phosphate binding. Gene Ontology annotation, cellular component: cytosol. NCBI's taxonomy places the organism in Eukaryota, Metazoa, Chordata, Mammalia, Lagomorpha, Leporidae. Gene Ontology annotation, biological process: L-aspartate biosynthetic process. The coding region runs from base 108 to 1349 and encodes 413 amino acids. The transcript is spliced from 9 exons. The record is from RefSeq and is a predicted model, not a curated record.
CUCCACCGGCUAUGUGAAGGUGAGCGUCUCCUCCAGUCGCGCCCAGACCGGACCGAGCCGCUCCAGGAGCCGAGUGGAGGUUCUCGGCAGAGUCCUCCUCCCUCGCCAUGGCGCCUCCGUCAGUCUUUGCCGAGGUUCCGCAGGCCCAGCCGGUCCUCGUCUUUAAGCUCACUGCCGACUUCCGGGAGGAUCCAGACCCCCGCAAGGUCAACCUGGGAGUGGGAGCUUACCGCACAGACGAUUGCCAGCCCUGGGUUUUGCCGGUAGUGAGGAAGGUGGAGCAGAAGAUUGCUAACGACAGUAGCCUCAACCAUGAGUACCUGCCCAUUCUGGGCCUGGCGGAGUUCCGGACCUUUGCUUCUCGCCUUGCCCUUGGGGAUGACAGCCCAGCUAUUGUGGAGAAGCGGGUCGGAGGUGUGCAGUCUUUGGGCGGAACAGGUGCCCUUCGGAUCGGAGCCGAGUUCUUAGCACGGUGGUACAACGGCAUAAACAACAAGGACACGCCAGUCUAUGUAUCCUCACCAACCUGGGAGAAUCAUAAUGCUGUAUUUUCUGCCGCUGGUUUUAAGGACAUCCGAUCCUAUCACUACUGGGAUGCGGAGAAGAGAGGACUCAACCUCCAGGGUUUCCUGAAUGAUCUGGAGAGCGCCCCCGAGUUCUCCAUCUUUGUCCUCCAUGCUUGUGCCCACAACCCGACUGGGACCGACCCGACCCCGGAGCAGUGGAAGCAGAUCGCUUCUGUGAUGAAGCGCCGGUUUCUGUUCCCCUUCUUUGACUCAGCCUAUCAGGGCUUCGCAUCUGGAGACCUAGAGAAAGACGCCUGGGCCGUUCGCUAUUUUGUGUCUGAAGGCUUCGAGCUCUUCUGUGCCCAGUCCUUCUCCAAGAACUUCGGGCUCUACAAUGAGCGAGUGGGGAAUCUGACGGUGGUCGGAAAAGAACCUGACUGUAUCCUCCGGGUCCUGUCCCAGAUGGAGAAGAUUGUGCGGAUCACUUGGUCCAAUCCCCCCGCCCAGGGAGCCCGCAUCGUGGCCUACACCCUCUCUAACCCUGAGCUCUUUAAGGAAUGGACAGAUAACGUGAAGACAAUGGCUGACCGGAUUCUGACCAUGAGAGCGGAACUCAGGGCACGAUUAGAAGCCCUCAAGACCCCCGGGACCUGGAAUCACAUCACUGAGCAGAUUGGCAUGUUCAGCUUCACCGGGUUGAACCCCAAGCAGGUCGACUACCUGAUCAACGAAAAACACAUCUACCUGCUGCCAAGCGGUCGGAUCAACAUGUGUGGCCUCACCACCAAAAACCUCGACUAUGUGGCCACCUCCAUCCAUGAAGCAGUCACCAAAGUCCAGUGAAGAAACACCCUCCAGUCCAGCACCACCUGAAUGGGUCUCUGCACGUGUGUCCCCCACCCGCACAAACCCAGCUAUACAUAUCACGGAUUGAAGAGGACUCAAGGACUGAGAGGGGCGGACGCUGUGUAACCUGGUCCAGGGAGAACAUCUCUUGGAAAGAACUGGGGCUUGGGAUUAGAGCCUUUCGGAGGCCAGGGCAAAUUAAGCUUUUUAUUUAAAAAUAAAACAGUGCUCUGAUCAUGAGAUGCAGGUAUCUUGCCACCCUCCCUAGCAGCAGGAGUGUGGCCUGUGUUGUUCGUGUGCUGCUGUGUGUGGCUCAACUCUGCAGAGUCCAGUCCCAAAGAGCAGGUUGCCGGAAGGAGGCGAGUGUGGUUGUGGGAUUCGGCUGUGGCAUUAAAACUCGUCAUCUCCACCCACAGUGUGCUGUCUUCCCGCUCUUUCUGCAUGGUGGCAUCCCUGGUCCCAAGUUUUGUCUUCCGGGUGAGUGUGGUAAGAGAUUUGCAUCAUGACACACGCAGAUACACACUUCUGGGACUGAAACCAAGGUUUCAGAACCGAUACUGACCCUCGCUCUGUGUAGUGCAUCCUGACAUUUUCUAGUUCAUUCUGUUGUAUUCUAUUUCACUGAAAAAAGUUAAUAAAUAAAAUCCUAAUUAAAACCCA